Messenger RNA from Knipowitschia caucasica, 444 nucleotides. Lineage: Eukaryota; Metazoa; Chordata; Actinopteri; Gobiiformes; Gobiidae. The record is from the annotation of a GenBank genome assembly.
AUGAGCUGUAUUCCGGCAUCGCACAGUAUGACGCUCAUUGGACAAGGGGAGCCACCGCCGGAGGACACGACCAGCCAGAGGAGGGGGAGCAGAGCUUAUCAGAUCUUUCCAGAAGCCAACGAUGACGACUCAGACUCAUACCCGGAGGACUUCCUGUACCGUAGGGAGCGCCUGCCCUCCAUCGUGGUGGAGCCCACAGAGCAGAGCGAGGCUGAGAGUGGGGAGCUGCGAUGGCCCCCGCGGAGGAAUAGCCUGGAGGGAGAGGAAGAGGACAGCCAACUCUCUGAGAGCACUGUGGACGGGGACGCCGACGACAUGGACCAGGGCUGCAGCUCCCGGAAAUCUUCCAUCGGACCGUCCCAGAGUCAGAUGUCGCUGUCCCGCCUCACCCCCCCGGCUUCGCCCACCCCUCCAGAGUCGGCCCCGCCCUGUCUACGAAGCUGA